ACUGGAAUGUAGGCAGGGGAACCUUCCUUACUAAUAAGAGCAUUCUAGAUGUACUUGUAUAAUAUCAAAAUCUAAAUGGAAGACCCAAGCCAAAAUACUGAAGUGAUGUUUCAAAAGAUUCGAUUUCAGUCAGAUUCUCGAUUUUUGGUAAAUUUUGUACACCGCUCGUACAUUUCCAUCGUAGACGAAGUUGCUCCUGUGUAGUCGCCAGUCGGUGGAGCAGCCGAAGACGACAGGUUGGGCAAAGUCGAUCGUCCUCUCCCUAACCCUAUAACCCUAAUCCUGACAGUGCGAGGAAAAUUUUCAUUUCAAGUCUUCCACGGAGGAAUGGGAAAUGCGAUGUUCCAUCCGCACAUUAAAAGUCAAGCUUUUCGACAACUUUUCUAGCGUGGGAAAGCAGGCCGCCAAAUAAAUUCAUAUGGGUGUGUAAGCAGAGAGACGGGCCCGAACCCGAUAGGGAACACUCCGAAAGGAGACUUCUCUCUCUGCACUUGAGUUUCUUUCUUCAGGUCAUGUUCUCCACUUCUACUUUUUUUUUUUUCCCUUAACCUAGGAGAAAAUUUCACAAAUUAGUGUUCGCCGCACGGAACUUACUUCCUUUUCAUGUCAAUGGCAUCUCUUUUUCUGUGGGCAUAAUUCCCUGUUGCUAGACUUCGACAUACAUAACCAAAACUGCAAUUUUAGAGCACGCAUUAAAUGUAGGGGUGUCAGCUGUCACGAAGGCAAUUUCAAUCCGGCGAACACCUUUAUUACGCGUCUUCUCUUUAAUGUAACAACAUUGACGUUUAGACAAGUGAUGCAGGAGGAUUUACAUUUUUUUUUAAAAUUUUCCCAUAAUGAUUGUUCACGUGGACGAGGAAAUUCGUACUCUUUUUCUAUUAAUAAUCCUAAAUUACAUCUCCUCUUCCUUCCCCAAGAAAUCAAGGUCUAACCCAGCAUCUGCAAUUAUCAUGGGAAGCCGAACUCCAGCUCCUCCAAAACUUGUUGCCUUGGUAUUGUUCCUUAUUUCUUUUUCUUUCCCUUUGGCUGCUUCAGAGGUCAAAAGCUUCUUGCACAGAGGAUCCUCCUUGUCAGUUGAAGAUGAUACAGACCUUCUAAUCUCUCCAGAUGGAACAUUCACCUGUGGCUUUUAUGAGGUUGGAGAAAAUGCCUACUGUUUCUCAGUUUGGUUCUCAAAGUCCAGGGACAGAACAGUUGUUUGGAUGGCUAACAGAGAUAGUCCAGUUAAUGGCCGGGGCUCAAAAAUUACACUACGCCGAGAUGGCAUGUUGGCCUUAACCGAUGUCGACGACUCUAUUGUUUGGGAGACCCACAAUACCUCCGCCCAGAUUCAAAGAGCAGAGCUUUUGAAUACUGGAAACCUUGUUCUAGAAGACCCACAAGGCAAAAUUCUAUGGCAAAGCUUUGAUAGUCCUACUGACACUCUCCUCCCUAACCAAGCCUUCACCAAAAGCAAAAAGCUAGUAUCUGCACCAGGGAAAGGAAGGUACUCUUCUGGGUAUUUUAGUUUCUAUUAUGAUAACGAUAAUGUCUUGAGGCUGAUGUAUGAUGGACCUGAUAUCUCUAGCUUGUAUUGGCCCAAUCCUGAUAACAGUGUAUUCCAAAAUGGGAGAACAAAUUAUAACAGUAGUAGAAUUGCUUUUCUAGAUGACAUGGGUUUGUUUUCGUCAAGUGACAAACUGCAAUUUAGGGCUGCUGACUUUGGUUUUGGGGUCAAGAGAAGGCUAACAAUGGAUUAUGAUGGAAACCUCAGGCUUUAUACCUUGAAUUCGACAGGAAUGUGGGUGGUGUCCUGGGUAGCUCUUGAUGAACAGUGUAAAGUGCACGGGCUGUGUGGGAGAAAUGCAAUUUGUGUUUAUACACCAGAACCCAAGUGUUCUUGCCCCCCUGGAUAUGAGGAAAGUGACCCAACUAACUGGAAUGGAGGUUGCAAGCCUAUGUUCAGACGGGGCUGUUCUCAUUCUGAGCAGGUAAAAAUUGUGCAGCUAUCCCAGGUAGAUUAUUACGGAUUUGAUCUCAAUUUCAGUACGUCUAUUUCAAUAGAAUCCUGCAGGAAAAUUUGCGUGGAGGAUUGUCAAUGCGAAGCAUUUAGCUAUCGGCUGAAUGGAGAAGGGCGCUGUUACACGAAAAGUGCACUUUUCAAUGGUUACAAGUCUCCAAAUUUCCCAGGGAGUAUAUAUUUGAAACUGCCUUCCAGUGUGGAUGCAUCAGAAGCCACUGUUCUCAAAGGCUCCAAUCCCAUAUGCGGAUCCAAUGUAUCUAAAAUUUUAAUUGGUUCUCCUUCAAUGUACAAGAUUUCCAACACAAGGGUGAGAUGGGUUUAUUUCUAUUGGUUUAUUUCUGCGAUUGGUUUAAUCGAAGUUCUGUUCAUUGUAUCUGGUUGGUGGUUCCUUUUUAGGAGGCAUGAUACUGGUGUACCAUCUUUGCUGAAAGAUGGAUAUGCUGCAAUAUCAAGCCAGUUCAGGAGGUUUAGUUAUGCUGAACUGAAGACUGUAACCUGGAAAUUCAAGGAAGAGCUGGGUAGAGGAGGCUUUGGAGUUGUUUACAAGGGUGUUUUAACAGAUGGAAGGGUGGUGGCAGUGAAGAAAUUGGGAGAUGUCAAUCAAGGGGUAGAAGAGUUUUGGGCAGAGGUCAGCACUAUUGGAAGAAUCAAUCACAUGAACAUAGUGAGAAUGUGGGGAUUCUGUUCAGAACAGAGAAAUCAACUCUUAGUUUAUGAGUAUGUCGAAAACCAGUCUCUGGACAAGCACUUGUUCUUCUCGAAUUUUCUUGGAUGGAAAGAGAGGUUCAAAGUUGUGAUAGGGACAGCAAAAGGCUUGGCCUACCUGCACGAUGAGUGCCUUGAAUGGAUCAUACAUUGUGAUGUGAAGCCUGAAAAUAUACUUCUAGACAGUGAAUUUGAACCUAAGAUUGCAGAUUUCGGGCUGGCAAAGUUGUCUCAAAGAGGUGGUCCUGAUUCAGAGUUCUCUCGGAUCCGAGGAACCAGAGGAUACAUGGCUCCAGAAUGGGCUCUGAACCUUCCUAUUACAGCAAAAGUUGAUGUUUAUAGCUAUGGAGUUGUGAUUCUAGAGAUAGUGAGAGGAAUUCGGCAUUUGAAUUGGGUGGCAGAGGAUGGCGACUGUGAAGAGCAAGAAUCAGAGCUCGCAAGAUUUGUCAGGUUUGUGAAGAGGAAAACCCAAUCUGGAGAAGACUCUUGGAUAGAGGACAUCGUGGAUCAAAGAUUGAAUGGGCAGUAUAGCAGGAACCAGGCAGCAACAGUGAUUGAGAUAGGGAUUUCAUGCGUGGAGGAAGACAGAAGCAAGAGACCAACAAUGGGCUGGGUGGUGCAAACUCUACUGCAAUGUGAGGAUGAAGGAGGAGUCCAUUCUCCAGAUAUGCAAUAAUUGCAUUUGAGCGAUAUCGCUCCGGCUGUCACGUCUGUUUAAUGGUCCGCAACUAAUUCCGCGCCCCGUGCCAGCCUCCCCCACAGCCCACAGAGAGGGUAAAUUUCAGGAGCCCGCCGCAGGAAUCGAACUCAGGAGGGGAGAAAGCCCUGACCUCGUGAAAGGCACUCCCAAGGUCCGCAAUGCUCCAAUUGGGUCGCAUAAAAACAGAUUCUACCUGUCUAAUGAACAGAGUCUAUUAUUAGAUAGCAACAUAUUGUGGUUUAUUUCAAUUUGACUAUUUACAAGUGGUAGAUAAGAUCUGAAUCGGUGGGAUUCAACUGUUGUGUUCCCUUGUCCCCAUGGUUUACAAAUUAUUCUCCUGCUUCCAUUGAAAAAAUAGAAGUGGCUUUAUGUAUCCCAUCUCAUUUACAUGGAUAACAUAUACAAUUUAUUAUUUUAAUA
Molecule: messenger RNA, 3827 nt
Organism: Malania oleifera
Lineage: Eukaryota; Viridiplantae; Streptophyta; Magnoliopsida; Santalales; Ximeniaceae
Product: putative receptor protein kinase ZmPK1
Exons: 2
Coding region: 837-3383 (848 amino acids)
Biological process (GO): recognition of pollen; protein phosphorylation
Molecular function (GO): ATP binding; protein serine/threonine kinase activity
Source: RefSeq, a predicted model, not a curated record